AGGGCGGGUCUGAACCAUAGGUCUGAACGUCUGAAAACACUCGCAUGUUCCCGACGCUCCAUUUCUCUCCCUCUCUCUCAGCUGAUAGUGACGUAGCGCGUCAGCUUUGACCAGCACAGGAGGCAAACAGGGCUGUCACUCAGUCAACUUGUUUUCACGGUGUGGACCGUAGAGUAGACCGCAGAGGCAACACGGUAGCCUGCAUUGCAGUAGACAUAUUGUGUUGUCAGAGAGUGUUUGUGUCGGGUCGCUGGAGAGGAGGACUGAAGGAGGAGGCUGUCCACGCGGCUGUCAAGAAGACAGGGGGAGCGCCUACAUACCAGAGGCACCGCUAUCAUAACUAAUUCAUUGUCGCUACAGACCGGUGGACAGGCUAACCUGCUAACCAAUUAGCCCGAAAGACUCACACGGGGGCGGUGAGGAGUCACAGGGGGCAACAUGGUGGACUACUAUAACGUCCUGGGAGCGUCCAAAACAGCCUCUCAGGAUGACAUCAAGAAGGCUUAUAGGAAACUGGCACUGAAAUGGCAUCCAGACAAAAAUCCAGACAACAAGGAGGAAGCAGAGGCAAAAUUCAAAGAAUUGUCUGAGGCCUAUGAAGUCCUAUCUGACAAGAGUAAGCGUGAUGCAUAUGACAGAUAUGGAAAUGACAGAAGGCCACCCACAGGUUCCUCCAGCGCAGAGUUUUCUUCAGAUUUCCCAGGAUUCACCUUCACAUUCCGCAAGCCAGAUGACGUAUUCAGAGAGUUUUUUGGCGGCCAGGAUCCUUUCGCUAACUUCUUUGAUGACUUCUCAUCCUUUGGAGGCACGUCUUCUCGCCUCGGCCCCGGGCGAUUCUUUUCCUUCCCUUCAGCAGGAGUUGAUUUUACAUCCUUCUCCUCUUCCAUGGGUGGUCUGGAUGGGAUGGACAGCAUGGGCGGCGGUAUGGGCCACUUCAAGUCAGUUUCUACCUCCACUCGCAUCAUGAAUGGCAAACGCACCACUACCAAGAAGACGAAGGAGAACGGGCAGGAGAGAACAGAGAUCGAGGAGGACGGGGUGUUAAAGAGUGUCCUAAUUAAUGGUGUGCAGGAUGAAAUGGCCCUCGCACUGGAGCUGAGCCGACGAGAGGAUCUGUCCCGUAAAUCUCCUCAGAAGCCCCGAAUCCAACACAGAUCACCUGCCCAGUGUGAGAGACCCCGCCCCAGCCCUCACUCGGCAGCCCCACACCGCUCAUUCAGCUCCGCCCCAUUCUACCACUACGGGGUCGCAGCUGGCAGUGAGGAUGAAGAAGUAGAAGAUGAAGAUCUGCAGAUGGCUUUGGCAUGCAGCUUGUCAGAAUUGGAUGCCCAGCAGAGAGCAGCUGCUACCGACUUCAUAUCAGACUCAGACUUCGAGGCCUUCACAAGCUAACCUGAUUGGCUCGUGCUGCCCUGAGGUCAAAGGUCAAUUCCCCAAGAUGCACUUGUCUCUCUCUGCCCAUCAUGGCCACUACCUGCUGAAUGAGACUUAAAUUAUUCAAAUGUGUGUUUUUAUAUGUGUGUGAGUGUGUGUACAUAGCUCAUUGUGGAGCAAGAGACUGGAACGUUUGUAUUUUGAAACCCAAGGAAAUAGUUGUAAUCUUCUCUGCUUUAACUGCUGUGUCAGCAGAAUGAUAUGCUGAAUUAUGCCUGCAAGUGGAAGCUGAUAAAUGAAACUAAUAGAACAAUGUUUUAGAAGAAGAGAAAAUAAAGCAUUUCUUGCUGACUAUUCUGCAUCAGACCAUAUUAGUUUGUAGACUUAUAAAUAAUCAAUAUAUAUAUAGAAUAAUAUAAGUGUUGUCAGGGUUAAAUAAUUGUAGUUCAAUUGCCAAACGUUCUCUUUAAGUUAAAAAAUAUCUACUUGUCAUUAUUGUAAUGCACUUGUUUUUGGCUGUCCCACCCUUUAUGCUGCAGGGGGCGCUGUGUACAGCUCUAGAAUUGCAGCUGUUGAUGCAUUUAUGAUACAUUUUGAAUAAUACAUGGAUUUUUAAUCAAUAGAUUAAAAUGCAUGAGACAAAAUGCCGUUUUAA
Messenger RNA from Trematomus bernacchii (emerald rockcod), 2029 nucleotides. It is a transcript of the gene dnajb2, whose product is annotated as DnaJ heat shock protein family (Hsp40) member B2. The record is from RefSeq and is a predicted model, not a curated record. The transcript is spliced from 11 exons. Gene Ontology annotation, molecular function: Hsp70 protein binding. NCBI's taxonomy places the organism in Eukaryota, Metazoa, Chordata, Actinopteri, Perciformes, Nototheniidae. Bases 439 to 1392 code for a protein of 317 amino acids.